UUCUGCAGUGGGCUGACACGUGAGGCGCACAGGAAGGAGGUGGAGCAGGUAUACCUGCGCUGUGCGACAGGCACCGUGGAAUGGAUGUACCCAACGGGGGCGCUCAUCGUCAACCUUCGACCUAACACCUUCUCACCUGCCCGCCACCUGACUGUGUGCAUCAAGCCCUUUAGGGACUCUGUGGGGGCCAAUAUUUAUUUGCAGAAAACUGGAGAACUGAGACUACUGGUGCGGGAUGGGGACGGCAGGCCCGGCCAGGUGCAGUGCUUUGGUCUGGAACAGGGUGGCCUGUUUGUAGAGGCCACACCGCAGCGGGACAUCGGCAGGAGGACCACGGGCUUCCAGUAUGAGCUGAUGAAGCGGCAUAGGGCAUCGGACCUGCAUGCAUUGUCUGCCCCAUGCCGCCCCUGCAGUGACACCGAGGUCCUCUUAGCUGUCUGCACCAGCGACUUUGUGGUCCGAGGCUCCAUCCAGAAUGUCACCCACGAGCCAGAGCGGCAGGAGUCAGCCAUCCACCUGCAUGUUAGCAGACUGUACCGGCAGAAAAGCAGGGUCUUCCAGCCAGUGCCUGAGGGUGGCGGCCACUGGCAGGGUCAUGUCACAACGCUGCUGGAGUGUGGUGUGCGGCCAGGGCAUGGCGAUUUCCUCUUCACUGGCCACAUGCACUUUGGGGAGGCACAGCUUGGCUGUGCCCCACGCUUCAAGGACUUCCAAAGGAUGUACAGGGAUGCCGAGGAGAGGGGGCUGAACCCCUGUGAGAUUGGCAUGGAGUGACUGCAAGGGCUGCAGGGAACCACCCUCUCUCUCUUGAUGAACCAUGUGGCUGCAAUGGAAGUUGAGCCCUUGUGGGACCGCAAGCUGGGAACCCCACACUUGGGGUGUAGGCCUGGCCCUGGGCUCGGCAGUGGAGGCUCACAUCAUGUGCAACUCCACAAGCUCCCUACCAAGGAUGCCUUGGCCAAUUGGAAAUGCUGUAAAAUGCAAACUAAGUUAUUAUAUAUAUUUUUUUGUAAAAAAGAAAUGUCCAUAGGAAACAAACUCUGAUGUCUUAAAAUGCCUUAAUGUGCCAUUUAAUGUUGCUCUUUAAAACCGUUUUAAAUCACUGCAUUUGGCCUGGUGUGUGAGGUGAGUGCUGGGCUAUCACGCACAGUGGACGGGCCGUGAGGCCUCAGUACCCUUCAGGGUUGUUAUUCUUAGGAUGGAAAUUUAUGGAGCCAAAUA
Messenger RNA from Carlito syrichta (Philippine tarsier), 1221 nucleotides. RefSeq names its product meteorin like, glial cell differentiation regulator (gene METRNL). Gene Ontology annotation, molecular function: hormone activity. The coding region runs from base 85 to 774 and encodes 229 amino acids. Gene Ontology annotation, biological process: energy homeostasis; positive regulation of brown fat cell differentiation. Lineage: Eukaryota; Metazoa; Chordata; Mammalia; Primates; Tarsiidae. The record is from RefSeq and is a predicted model, not a curated record. The transcript is spliced from 3 exons.